This is a messenger RNA of Cladocopium goreaui, 2718 nucleotides long. The record is from the annotation of a GenBank genome assembly. Lineage: Eukaryota; Dinophyceae; Suessiales; Symbiodiniaceae.
AUGGAGCAAGUGCACAGCAGUUUUUCGAAGUCCUGUUCGGACCAGCUUCAGAAUGAGAAGACGCGAAUCAGUGGCAAGGGCGUGGCGUUGAAUGAACAGGUGGAGCAGUUCGUGAUUGAAAUCGACAAGCUGAAUGCCAUCAUCACCUCCAUCGAGAAAGAGAUGGUCGGUUCGGGGGCCACUGGUUGGGCCUUCCACAAUGGGCGGGCCGUUGAGAUGCGCAACUUCACGGGCACUCAGCUGAUCGACCGCAACGAUGAGCUGUGCAUCCUGUGGGAAAAGGCCAACAUCCAGAUGUAUGUCUUGAACAUCGCCAUUCCAUGGUUGAAACAGCAGGAGAAGCUCUUGAAGAAGGGCGAGGUCCAUCGGCAGCUGAAGGUAGUCCGUGGGAAGAUUCCGGAGGUGAAGCCUUUGGCCGAUGAAGUGGUGAACCUCCGAGAGCAGGUCUCCAACGUGCGCAAACACAGUGAAGACCUUUCCAGAGAGUUGGAGAAUCCUAAGAGCUCUUUGCGAAAGUGGCGAAGACUUGGUGGGGAGGACCUUGAUCAGGAGACCUUGCGAGUGAAGAUCUUGGACCUUCAGGAGCGGCUCAACGACAAGAAAGAGGCCCUCCUGGAGAAGGAGUUGAUCUUGGAAGAGGCGGGGCCAUCGAUCAUGGGAAUGCUGACACUCGCCGGGAUAAGGGGGCCUUGGAUGGAAGACAAGGUACCAUGGAUCUCUCGCAGAAGGUCCCUGCUGGCCCAUGGGCCCAUGGCGCUAGCGGUGGCUGGAGAUCAUCCGUUGUAUCGCAAAAAUGGUAGCAUUCUGGAGCCGACCUCUUGUGACUGGUCGGAGCGGCCGAUGACUGCGGAAGGCGAAAGCCAUGAGUCGCAUCUGGGAGACGAGCUUCGCAAGCUCCUGGAGGAGGCCGAUGCUCAGUGGACUCUCUUAGAGCAUCGAUUGGACCAGGUGCAAGAGGAGACGCUUCAGCAACAUGCUGAGGAGCUCCAGAAACGAUUUGGCCUGCAGCCUUCCGAUCUAACGGAGGGAUCCUUCUGGUGUAAGGUUAGAGGCCGAGUGCACUCGGUGCUGUUGUGCCCGGUGGUGCGCGAGAUGCGACAGCAGGUGUGGCCUGCGGACUCAGGACGACAUAGUGAUGAGGGAGAGGCACCUUUAUUGGGAAUCCCAGUGGACGAUCUGCUAGAUCGAUGGGAGCUGGAGGUGGAGCCUCUGUUGGGCGAAGCAGCGCUGCAGGACGCCCGGUUAGCCAGGCGUGCCAAGCGCAAAGCGCAACGCGGCUCCACCAGAGAAGCAAUGCAGGCACUGCUACCAGCUACCAUCAAAGAUGUGCAGUUUCAGGAGAUUUUCUUUAGUAUGAGAUCCACCACAACCACGUCCAGUGGUCACCAGGUGAAGGCGGCGAAGGCAAGCCCUCCCGUGAAUUCUGAUGCCUAUGAGCCGCAGAACCAACACUUGCUCGUGACGCCCAAACAAGAACGAGUUUUUGGUUUCGGCGAGUGCGUUUGCGAACGCAACAAACUGAAGUUUCCACCCAAGAAUUUGAAGCCCUGUGAGUGUAGAGGCGGCGAAUGCAAAUGCGAAGCAGGGAAGUAUCUACCUCCCUUCGCACGCAGAGGAAAGGUGUGCAUGUGCCGCAGCGUUCGAGGUGCCAUUUACAACCGAGAGGUCUACGACGCCUUGGAGAAACGAGGAGGAGCAGUCUGGGAACGUUUCGAAUCGGCCAAGAAGGCUGUUGAUCGCAACAUGGGUAGUCAUAUCUUUGGCAAAGAGGAUGCGAAGGAGGAGACAAAGCCCAUAGGAUCCAUAGGGCAGCCACCAACGGACACAUUUCCCAAGACACCACCAAAAACACCAACCGGUACACCACCGAAGACACCAACAGAGACGCCACGCAAGACGCCAGAGACACCAGCAGGGACAGCAACAGAUAAGGCGUUGGAGGAACGGAAAGAAGAUGCAAAGGGCAUUUCGAAGACACCAACAGGGACACCACCGAAGACACCAACAGAGACGCCACGCAAGACGCCAGAGACACCAGCAGGGACAGCAACAGAUAAGGCGUUGGAGGCGUUGGAGGAACGGAAAGAAGAUGCAAAGGGCAUUUCGAAGACACCAACAGGGACACCACCAAAGACACCAACAGAGAUGCCACGCAAGACGCCAGAGACACCAGCAGGGACAGCAACAGAUAAGGCGUUGGAAGCGUUGGAGGAACGGAAAGAAGAUGCAAAGGGUUCUUCGAAGACAGUGCCACGAACACCACCAGGGACGCCACCAAAGACACCAACAGAGACGCCGCGCAAGUUACCACCAACACGGACAGUAACGGAGUUGGUGCCGGAGGAAAUCGAAGAAGAUUUCGAGGAGGACCCCAGUUCACCAAUCAAUAUACCAGCAAAGACACAUCCCAAAACACCAACAGAAACACCAACGCGAAAGACACCAAAGACACCAACAGAGAAGGUGCUAGAGAAGCAGGAGAAUGCGAAGGAAGAGACCAGCAAAGACGCAACGCGACAAUGAGCUGAAGGAUGCUGGCAGCUGAUUGUAACAGAUUUCCAGGCUAGAUCAAGUUGGUCAUGGUGCCUCAAAUGAGGGACGGCCACGGUCAUGGUGCCUGACGGCUUAGGAACUGGUCGAAUUGCAGAAUAGCUGCGAUUCACCAAUAGCUGGUCGAAUGUCUGGCACAUCCCAUUGAUUGUUGCUAAGAGAGUACCU